Messenger RNA from Rotaria sp. Silwood1, 1722 nucleotides. NCBI's taxonomy places the organism in Eukaryota, Metazoa, Rotifera, Eurotatoria, Philodinida, Philodinidae. The record is from the annotation of a GenBank genome assembly.
AUGUUGGUCACCUCUUCUCAAUCGUCUGCACAACGACCAUUGGGUCUAUCUGUUGAAGAAUUAUUUGCAUUAGAUCGUCAAUAUCGUCGAAUAGAACAACAACAACAACAACAACAACAGCAACAACAUAUAGCACAACUACAAGCACAAACACGUCUUACGUCAUCAAAUCUUAAUCGUAUAGGUAGUCGUUCACUCGAUCUUGUUUCACCACAAUCUUCAUCACAUCCACUAACAAUUCUUCCUUCACUUGAAAUACAUGGUCAUGGAUAUACAAAUCGACCACAACCAUCACCAUCAUCUAUUCCUAAUUAUUCACGAUCGCAUUCAAUAGAUCAUAUGAAAUAUAUAGCUCCACCUCCACCACCUCCUAUUUUAAAACAUACUUAUCCACAAAGAUCUACAACAAAUGAUAUUGGACAUCAAAAUUAUCAACCAAAGUUUAGAACGUAUUUACCACAACCUAUCAUGCCUGUUGGUAAUAUAUCAUCAUCAUCAUCAGGAAAUAGUUUUGUAUAUGCUCCCCCUCCACCAUCAAUUAAUUAUACAGAUAAUCGAGGGUCUUGUAAACUUCGUCGACAACAACCCAUUAAACGUGAAUCAUCACGUCGAAUUGUUGUUCGACCUGUUGUACAACGACGACGUGAACCAUCAUUAAGUUCAUCAUGUGAAUCAUUAGAUGAACGACGUUCAUCAUUUAAUCAUUAUCUUCCAGUUCAAUCAAAUAUUUCAAAUCAAUCUGUACCAUUUACACCAUCAGCUUCAUUAAUGGAAGAUGUGAUUAAUGGUUUAACGGAAGAAACUAAUAAUUUAGCACGUAAUCUAUCGUUUAAUGAUUCGUUAUCAGAUGAUGAUGAAGUAAAUUUAUAUGAAAUGCGUGUACCAAUUGGUAAAACAUAUGAUACAUCAGAUAUAAGUGUACAAUUAGAAGGACCAAAAAUUUUAAUUCAUUGUCAUACAAUUGAACCAACAGAUAAACGUGGAAAUUAUCGUAAACAUGAAUUAAAAACUGAAUUAUUUGUACCCGAUAUUGUUGAUGAUGAAACAAUAGUUGCUUAUUUAACUGAAGAUGGACAAUUAAUUGUUGAAGGAAAAUAUCAUUUAUGGGCAUGGAAAGAAAUUAAAAAAAAGAAACGUAUUGAACAAGAACAAUUAAAAAAUGCUUCAUCAUCAAUUAAUUCAAAGUUAACAUCGACAAAAGAUAAUGGAGGAGGUUUGGAACAAGACACCACAUCAUCAAAAUCAUACACAUCCAACAACAACAACAACUCAAUUAUAAAUAAUAAAAUUGAAAAACUAGAUAAUAAUCGAACUGUCAUCCAUGUUGGUGAACCAUUAUCAUCUGAAAAAUAUAAUCAUACAAAAAAUAUAAUCAAUCGUUUUAAUUCAUUGAAUAAAAAUGAUUCAUUAAAUAUAUCAGAUGGACAAUAUUCAUUUAGUAAUGAUAUUCCACCAAUACUUAUUUAUUAUUUUCGUUUACCAUUUGAAACAUUAACAGAUGCAAUACGUAUUCAAUCUGAUCCACAAUUAAAUAUAUUAAAAAUUUUUAUUGAACAAAAAGAAAAAAAUGUAUUAGAAGAACAACAACAAAAUAAAAUAAUUGUACAUUCAACAUCACGUCUAUGUCGUUUACCACGAGAUUAUACAUAUGAUUAUAAUCGUUUACGUGUUAAUUUUGUUAAUAAUAAUUUUAUUCGUAUUGAAAUACCAACAUUAAAUUAA